Molecule: messenger RNA, 1212 nt
Organism: Benincasa hispida (wax gourd)
Lineage: Eukaryota; Viridiplantae; Streptophyta; Magnoliopsida; Cucurbitales; Cucurbitaceae
Product: putative prolyl 4-hydroxylase 7
Biological process (GO): peptidyl-proline hydroxylation to 4-hydroxy-L-proline
Cellular component (GO): endoplasmic reticulum
Molecular function (GO): procollagen-proline 4-dioxygenase activity; iron ion binding; L-ascorbic acid binding
Source: RefSeq, a predicted model, not a curated record
UACUUUUCAGAGAGAGUCAACGUAAAGCAAUUUCCCGCUGGAAGAAACUUCCAUUUCCAUCCAUGGUCAUGAACGACGGGUUUGCAGCAGAUCCUCUUCUGGGCUGGCUAUUAAAUUUCCUCCUAAAUGAAGCUCCGUUUUCGCCAUGGCUUCUCGAUUUUUUCUCGCAUUUUCUCUCUGUUUCCUUUGCUUCUUCCCCUUCUUUUCUCGCUCCGCCAAUCGCUUGCCGAAAUUGCUCUUACACAACAACAACAUGGAUCAAUCUGUUAUUAGGAUGAAAACGGUCGGUUCCCCCGUUACAAUCGAUCCCACUCGUGUUAUUAAGCUUUCAUCCAAACCCAGGGCUUUCUUAUAUAAGGGAUUUUUGUCUGAAGACGAGUGCCAACAUCUUAUCAAUUUGGCAAAGGGCAAGCUACAACAAUCAUUGGUGGCGGCUGAAACGGGUGAGAGUGUUACAAGUCAAGAACGGACGAGUACCGGCAUGUUUCUUACGAGGGCUCAGGAUGAAAUAGUUGCUCGCAUCGAGUCCAGGAUUGCUGCGUGGACCUUCCUUCCCAUUGAUAAUGGGGAGCCUAUUCAAAUACUAAGGUAUGAGAACGGUCAGAAAUACGAGCCACAUUUUGAUUUUUUUCAAGACCCAGUUAAUAUAGCUAUUGGAGGUCAUCGGAUAGCCACAAUUUUGAUGUAUUUGUCCGAUGUUGAAAAGGGUGGAGAAACAGUCUUUCCCAAUUCUCCGAUUAAAUUAUCCGAGCAGGAAAGGGCUGACUUGUCUGAUUGCGCUAAGGUUGGCUAUGGAGUAAAACCAAAGAUGGGUGAUGCUUUACUGUUCUUCAGUCUGAAUCCAAAUGUGACACCAGAUGCGACCAGCUAUCAUGGGAGCUGCCCGGUGAUAGAGGGUGAGAAAUGGUCUGCAACUAAAUGGAUUCACAUGCUUCCAAUUUAUGAAAUUUGGAGGAAUCCAGCUUGUGUGGACGAGAAUGUCCAGUGUAGAGCGUGGGCAAAUGCAGGUGAGUGUGAAAAGAAUCCUGUUUAUAUGAUGGGUUCUAAGAAUGAACUUGGACAUUGUAGGAUGAGUUGCAAAGUGUGCUCUCCUCCCUCAUAAAAACAAAUGAUUCUUUUAUUUAUACACAAAUCAGGAAGUAAGAGUUCUUUCUUCUUACACAUGUACACAUGUAAAUGUAAAUGACUUUGAGAGGUUUCACUUGAUUCAAA